This is a messenger RNA of Myotis davidii, 4015 nucleotides long. It is a transcript of the gene PTPRJ, whose product is annotated as protein tyrosine phosphatase, receptor type J. The coding region runs from base 1 to 3690 and encodes 1229 amino acids. NCBI's taxonomy places the organism in Eukaryota, Metazoa, Chordata, Mammalia, Chiroptera, Vespertilionidae. The record is from RefSeq and is a predicted model, not a curated record. The transcript has 24 exons. Gene Ontology annotation, biological process: angiogenesis; protein dephosphorylation. Gene Ontology annotation, molecular function: cadherin binding; protein tyrosine phosphatase activity.
AUGCAGCUAGUGAGCUCCCUGUGGCUAUGGGGGACUGCAGAAGCCUUGGGUCAUCUGCAGAUGACCUUGGGUGACUUUGUAGAGGAGUGGCUGAGUGAAUCUGCUGACUUCCGUUUUCUUUUUCUGUUUCAGAUUUUGUGCACGGAUGCCUGUAGUAGUGUCCCCUGUGAGCUGGUUACAGUCAAAUCUACCACCACUGAGAUUCUUGUCAGUAAAAAACCAGAAAACCUUUCACUAAUAACCGUGACUGAUUCGAGCAACCAGAAUCCGCAGCGUUUCCAAGAGAAUGGAGACGACAUUAUUUCAGUUGCGGGGCUGGCUCCUGGUACGAACUAUUAUAUCAGAUACUCAAAUGGCUCUAGUUUCUGCUGCCAAGUGUGGACACAACCCAGUCCUGUGUUUGGCAUUGAAGCUAUUUCCAUCAGUCCCACCAGCGUGAAUCUAACAUGGAAAAAUGACGACUCAGCUGCUUCUAAUUAUGAGUAUGAAGUAAAGGAUGAGACGGGAAGCUGGACGGGGACUUCUGGUGUAAAUCAAAGAAGGAUUGAUAUCCCCGACUUGAGUCCAGCGACUUUAUAUACCUUCUCCAUCACUCCAAAAAUAAACGGAAGUAGGGGAAAUGCCAGCUUCAUAAAUGUCACAACAACGCCUCUUCCAGUGUCUGACCUUCAUGUUACCUGCAAGGGUGUGACCGCAGUUGCACUGGCCUGGAAGAAUAGCAAUGGCACUGCCACCUUCCGGAUACUCCUAGAAGCCACGGGAAGCCAUGAGGAGGUGACUCAAAACUUAGCAGUCAACAUUUCAGACCUGAAGCCAGGGUUUAAAUAUAAGGUCACCCUAAACGUUUCGGAAUCAAACAGCCCUGGAGAACAUGGCUCAGCAAAUGCCACCGGCACAGAGAGCUCAGACCCGACACCCAAAAGCCUCACUCCCCUUAUGUACAACGACCCACCCUCUGGCUUUCCUCUGACUGACACGGAAGUCCUGCUUCUUGGGUUAAAGUCUGGCACGUCGUACAAUGCCACUGUUUAUCCUCGAGCACCAACCGGCCCGGAAGGAGAGCCCCAGAAAAUAGUCUUCAGCACACAAUCCAGUCAGGUUUUUGACAUCGAAGCUACAAACGUCACUGCCACAAGCAUGAUCCUGACCUGGAAAAUCAAUAAUGAUUCGUGCUUUGUCUACACCUACGAGAUAGACGUUGAGCCCGCUUCCCUCAAUCUCAAUCUCACCAUCAAUGAGACUCAGGCUGUCAUCACCGGACUCAGCUCGAGCACCUUAUACAACAUCACAGUGCGCCCGUUCCUGCAGGACAGCUCUGCGGGCAUGCCGGGCUUCCUCCAGGUGUACACCCGUCCUGGUCCAGUUUCUGACUUCCGAGUGACGAGUGUCACCACAAGGACUGUUAGCUUAGCGUGGAGCAGCAAUGACUCGGACUCCUUUAGAAUACUCACCUCACAGAACGGAACUGGAAAAUCUCAGAAUACAACCGCCCAAAGUAGUAUCGUCAUUGAUGGCUUAUACCCUGGGACCGAGUAUUGUUUUGAAAUAUUUCCACAAGGGCCAAAUGGGACUGAAGGGGAUUCCCGGACAGUUUGCAAUACAACUGACUCCGCUGCUGUGUUUGACAUCCGCGUGGUCAAUGUCACCACAACUGAAAUGACGUUAGAGUGGCAGAAUCUAGACAACGCCCCUGACUACAUCUACCACCUAGAGCUGGAGUCUAAGCAUGACUCUAACCAGAUGAAUAGCUCCGACAAAUCCAUCACUCUCAGGAACCUGAUCCCGGGCACCUUAUAUAACAUCACCAUUGUUCCAGAAGUGAACGGUGUCCGGGGGAGCUCCAGCUUCACUGUGCAGUACACACGGCCCAGCAGUGUGUCCGACAUUAAAAUAAGUACUGACACCACAUCAGCAACCUUCAGGUGGCAGAACGCUGAUGCGGCCUCUCUCACGUACAUCUACCGCCUUCUUAUUGAGAAAAACGGGAAUUCCAGCAACGCAACUGAAAUAGUCACAGGGAUUGGCAUCACCAGUGCUACAGUCACCGAGUUAACACCUGGCUCCGGGUACACAGUGAAGAUCUUCGCCCUAGUGGGGAACGUCACUGAGUCCCUGGCGCCUGACUGGCAGUCCUUCUGUACAGACCCGGCCCCAGUAGCCCCUUUCCACUGUGAAGUGGUCCCCAAAACUCCAACCUUGGUGCUCAAGUGGACCUGCCCUCCCGGCACCAACGAAGGCUUUCGGCUGGAGGUCAGCAGCGGAGACUGGAAAAAUACGACACUCCUGGAGGGCUGCUCCUCGGAGGACGGCACCGAGUACAGGAUGGAAGUCACAUAUUUGAAUUUUUCUACCUGGUAUGACAUCAGCAUCACUGCCUUGUCCUGUAACAAGAUGGCAUCUCCCGCCCAGAACACCUGCCGCACGGGCAUCACAGAUCCCCCUCCUCCAGAUGAGUCUCCCAAUAUUACGUCUGUCAGCCACAAUUCGGUCAAGAUCAAGUUCAGCGGGUUUGAAGCCAGCCACGGACCCAUCAAAGCCUAUGCUGUCAUCCUCACCACGGGGGAAGGUAAAGGGGUCGUUGUGGGGUGUGUCAUCUGUGGAGCUGUGUUCGGAUGUAUCUUCGGUGCCGUGGUGAUUGUGGCUGUUGGAGGGUUCAUCUUCUGGAAAAAGAAAAGGAAAGAUGCAAAGAGCAAUGAAGUGUCCUUUUCGCAGAUUAAACCUAAAAAAUCCAAGCUAGUCAGAGUGGAGAAUUUUGAGACUUACUUUAAGAAACAGCAAGCUGACUCCAACUGUGGGUUUGCAGAAGAAUAUGAAGAUCUGAAGCUUGUUGGAAUUAAUCAACCUAAAUAUGCAGCUGAACUGGCUGAGAAUAGAGGGAAGAACCGCUAUAAUAAUGUUCUGCCCUAUGAUAUUUCCCGUGUCAGAGAGAAAGUCCAGACCCAUUCAGCCGACGACUACAUCAAUGCCAACUACAUGCCUGGCUACCAUUCCAAGAAAGAUUUCAUUGCCACACAAGGACCUUUACCCAACACUUUGAAAGAUUUUUGGCGUAUGGUUUGGGAGAAAAAUGUAUAUGCCAUUGUCAUGCUGACCAAAUGUGUUGAACAGGGAAGGACCAAAUGUGAGGAGUACUGGCCUUCCAAGCAGGCCAAGGACUAUGGGGACAUAGCUGUGGCAAUGACAUCCGAGAUUGUUCUUCCAGAAUGGACCAUCAGAGACUUCAUAGUGAAGAAUAAGCAGACAAGUGACAGUCACGCUCUGCGACAAUUCCACUUCACAUCCUGGCCUGACCACGGGGUUCCCGACACCACUGACCUGCUCAUCAACUUCCGGUAUCUGGUCCGUGACUACAUGAAGCAGAGUCCUCCCGAAUCGCCAAUUCUGGUGCAUUGCAGUGCGGGCGUUGGAAGGACGGGCACUUUCAUUGCCAUCGAUCGUCUCAUCUACCAGAUAGAGAAUGAGUACUCCGUGGACGUGUACGGGAUUGUGUAUGACCUUCGCAUGCACAGGCCUCUAAUGGUGCAAACAGAGGACCAGUAUGUUUUCCUCAAUCAGUGUGUUUUGGAUAUCAUCCGGUCCCACAGGGACUCGAAAGUGGAUCUCAUCUACCAGAACACAACCGCAAUGACAAUCUACGAAAACCUGGCCCCUGUGACCACGUUUGGACAAACCAAUGGUUACAUCGCCUGAUUCCAAAGGAAAAAUCUCUCUGGAGUUAAUGAGGCCACCACACCCACAGCAAAGGAAGAUGCCCAGAUGUGGACAUGCGUUUAGAUGUCUAAUAUCUUAAUUCUUUGUUCUGUUUUGUUAGAACUAAUUGAGGGUGUGAAGCUGCCCACGUAACACGUGAGAGAUGAGAAGUUGGGGCUGUUGGGGGCUGUGAAUGGGUGGUGAGCCAAUCAGCUGCAUUCCUGGUCCCCGUGGGAGGAGUUCACUCUUUUCCCUUGAGAAUGAUGGAAAACCAGGAAAAGUGAGCUAUGAUUCUUUUUUUUCUUUUUCAAAACAGAUUUUUUUU